UUGACCUGUUCGACGCGCUCUUCGAUCGGCAGGACGACGUGCGCUUCAUCGGGGGACGGCUGGAACUGGGCUGUGGCUACAUGGCCGACGGGUACUCCCGCGCCAACCGGCAAGCCGGGUGUCCUGCUCACCAGUACCGGCCCCGGCGCCGCCGACUCGGUGGGCGCGAUGGGAGAAGCCUAUUUCUCGGCGUCGUCCAUCCUGCAGGUUACCACCAACGUUGAAUCCGAGUUCAUCGGCACCGGCAAGAUGGCCACCCACGAAACCAAAGACCAGUUGGGAAUGUUCUCCGCCGUCACCGACUGGAACGCCCAAAUCGGACAGAUUGAAUCCAUCCCCGACCACUUUGUGGAGGCGUUCGUCCGUUUCCGGGAACGCCGUCCGCGCCCCAUCGAGCUGGAGGUGCCCACCGACCUGCUGGGCCAGUCUGCCGAUGUGGAGGUGCUUCAACCGCGGGAACCGCAGGUGCCCCAGGGCGACCCAGUUCAGGUGGAACGCGCCUGGAACCUGCUCCGCGACGCCAAACGCCCGGUGAUUUUCCUCGGCGAGGAAAUCCACACCACCGGCGGCGCAGAUUACAUAAUCCGCCUCGCCGAACGACUCGGCGCCGCCGUGGUGACCGGCGACGGCGCCAAGGGCACCUUCCCCGAAAACCAUCCAUUGUCAUUGGGCAUGGCUCUGGGUAACCGUAUCUGGGGACAAAACCCGGUGCUGGACUGGCUCGGCGAGUGCGACGUUGCGCUGGUGCUCGGCAGUAAUCUCCCCUAUCGGUCCACCUCCGGCGUGGGCCUAAAGCUCCCGAAAACCAUCGUCCACGUCCUGCUCGAUGGCGAGUACAUCGGCAGGAACUACGACACCGAGGUGCCCAUCGCCGCCAACAGCGGUGCCGUGGUGCGCCAGUUCCUCAACGCCGCCGGCGACACCGACAUCGGCGCCAGCGAUGCCUACCGUCGUGAACUCCGCGCCUGGGAAUCCAUCAGGGCGGUCAUUCCGGACGAUACCAUCUUCUCCCUGGAUGCCACCGUGCCGGCCAACCGCGCCGUGCGCUGCCUCCAGAUGAACCGCCCGCGCAGCUAUAUGUACCCCCACGGUUGGGCCGGUCUCGGUUUCGGGUUUCCGGCAGCAAUGGGCGCUAAGGUGGGCCGGCCGCAAUCCCCCGUCGUCUGCGUAACCGGAGACGGCGGCUUCCAGUACAACGCCCAGGAGUUGGGUACCGCUGUGCAGUACGGCAUCAACCCCAUCGUAAUGGUCUUCAACGACAGCGCCUGGGGCGUGUUGAAGGGUUACCAGAAAGACCGUGGCAGCCGCCAGAUGGCAACCGAUCUGGUCAACCCCGACUUCGUAAAACUGUUUGAUUCCUACGGCAUUGGCGGCACGCGCGUCCACAACGUCUCCGAAAUGACCCGCGCCGUCCAGGAUGCCGUCAGCGCUGACAAAAUCCACCUCAUCGAAGUCGUCAUGCCCGAUGGAUUCCCCGCAUUUUGCCAGGGUUAG
Messenger RNA from Geodia barretti, 1494 nucleotides. The record is from the annotation of a GenBank genome assembly. NCBI's taxonomy places the organism in Eukaryota, Metazoa, Porifera, Demospongiae, Tetractinellida, Geodiidae.